AGAGAGAAGGAAGUCUGCCCCAUGCAGUUGCUUUGGCUGAAUCAGUCACAUUUCUGUGCUGCCAGCAGCCUAAGCCCCAGGGCCCCGUGCUUGCUGCUGGGGCUGUGCUGGGCCCAUGGAGAGACCAGUGAAGGAUGGCAUCAUCUAUGUACAGCACUGCAAAUUUGGAAAGCGGACCUGGAGGAAGAUUCGAGCACAGCUCUUUGCUGCCAGCCCCUUCGGCGUGGCCCGCAUGGAGAAGUUUGAUGCACGGGAUCACGGCACAGUGUCUGACAUCUCCCUGCAGCGCUGCGCCCGCCGUGUCAUCCGUCUGUCCGACUGCGUCUCCGUUGGCCCCAUGGGCACUGAGAGCUGCCCCAAAGCCACUGCUGCCUUCUACCUCACCACCACCGAGAAGAACUACGUGCUGGCAGCCGAGCAGCGGGAUGAGUGGAUCGAGCAGCUCUGCCAGUUGGCCUUUCAGGGCAAAAAGGAAGCAGAGCAAAGUAGCAGCACCGGUCUGCAGCCCAUCCCUAUGGAGGAGAACUGCCUCUACUCCUCGUGGCAGGAUCUGACGGAGUUCCCAGUGCUGGUGCUGAGGACGGAGGCGGCUGCCCGCUGCGAGCUGCACGGGCACUACGUGCUGGCAGCCCUGCCCCACAGCCUGACGCUGAAGGAUGCGCAGUCCCAGCAGCCCCUGCUCACCUGGCCCUACCCGUUCCUCCGCAAAUUCGGCCAAGAUCAGCAGAACAUCUUCUCCUUUGAGGCCGGCCGCCGCAGCGACUCGGGCGAGGGCACCUUCACCUUCAGCACCCCGCGAGCCGCAGAGCUGUGCCGGGCCGUGGCCGCCGCCAUCGCCUGUCAGCAGCAGGGCCAGGAGAGCCCCCAGCCGUCAGCCCAAGGCCUCAGUAACCAACCCUGGGGGGCAGAGGCUGAAGACCCCCAGUGCAGCCCAACCCUGGGGCGGGCGCAUUCGGGCUCACACUCGGCCUCUUAUCCAUCGCUCAACCUUCUCCGCUUCCCCCCCGUGGAGCCGGAGGCUCCUGCCCCUAUAGUGUAUGCCUCCAUUGCACGGGGCCAACAGCCCCACUUCAGGCCGUGCCCCGGGCAGCCGCUCCCUGAGCAUCUCUAUGAGAACAUCUUCACGGCCCAGCCCCGGCCUCUGGCGGAGGAGGAGGCGGAGGAGGAGGAAGGCCGCUGGGAGCUGGGCUGUCGCCAGGCCCCCGAGGGCCACAGCAGCGAGGCAGCCGUGCCCUACCCCGCCCGCAGCGCCCCGCAGCCCCACACGCAGCGCUGGGCGCCGGGGGGAAGCAGGGGAGGCGCGGAGGAGCCCUCCAGGCCGAAGCCUCAGCGAACCCUCCGGGCCAAACUGGUGCGGCUGCUGAGCCGGGACGGCCCCGGCGCGCGGGACUGGUCGUGAGCGGGAAUAAAGGCCGUGCGCCGCCCGACCCCGGGACGGCGCCCGGCCGCCAGGGGGCGCCGUAACA
Molecule: messenger RNA, 1466 nt
Organism: Gallus gallus (chicken)
Lineage: Eukaryota; Metazoa; Chordata; Aves; Galliformes; Phasianidae
Gene: DOK3
Product: docking protein 3
Exons: 5
Coding region: 116-1399 (427 amino acids)
Biological process (GO): cell surface receptor protein tyrosine kinase signaling pathway; positive regulation of MAPK cascade
Cellular component (GO): cytoplasm
Source: RefSeq, a predicted model, not a curated record